Molecule: messenger RNA, 1449 nt
Organism: Anopheles stephensi (Asian malaria mosquito)
Lineage: Eukaryota; Metazoa; Arthropoda; Insecta; Diptera; Culicidae
Product: p21-activated protein kinase-interacting protein 1-like
Exons: 2
Coding region: 153-1388 (411 amino acids)
Molecular function (GO): protein binding
Source: RefSeq, a predicted model, not a curated record
CAAAACUAAAUGUCAAAACAUGUUGAAUGGUGCACGUUUUUCGUACGAGCUGCGUGAUUAGUUGAACAUCAUUUUACUGAAAUUAUCGGAAAAAGAUUCUUGUACUAUUUUACCAAGCGGUUGAAGCAGAGCUACUGCUAAGAUUCGUUGCCAUGGCUGGAUUGGAGAUUGUAGUAGGGACGUACGAAGAGUUUAUCGUAUGCUAUCGCGUCGAACCUUUACGAACCGAUUCGGAAAAGCUAUACCUGAAGGAAUCAUUCGCCGCCCACCUUCACACCUCGUCAGUGAGAUGUAUCGCUGCUCACGGCAAAUACGUUGCAACGGGUGGUGCCGACGAUCGCAUCUGCCUGCUGGACAUGCGAGAGGGAACGAAAGUAACAGAGUUCCUGCAUCACGACGGGACGAUCAAUACGCUUGUUUUUUCGAACAACGGAAGCCAUCUACUAUCUGGCAGCAACGAUAGUAGCAUGAUUGCGAUCAACAUGUCCAAACUGGCCAUCGAUAAAACGUGGAAAAAUGCGCACAAGUCAGCAGUGCAGUGCAUUUCCAUUCAUCCACAAGGAAAGAUGGCACUUACGUUGGGUAGUGAAAUGACGCUCAAAACGUGGGAUCUAAUAACGGGCCGUGCUCUUUUCACCACCGCCUUAAGCAAAAACAGCAAGUAUGGACGAGUGCUCAGCGACGUGCAAUGGUCACCGGAUGGCGAGCAUUUUGCGCUUCUAGGACACCGGGUGGCCGAUAUCAUCAGCAUUGAGACGACGCGUUCCGUUCGUACGCUAGAGUUUGACACAAAGCCCACGGCCAUGUGUUGGCUUUCGAAGGAGGAAAUAGCGGUUGGGUUGGAAAAUGGAACGCUUAUGUUGGCCAACAUCCACGAACAAGAGCAGCAGGAAAAGUUGCAAAUCUACGAUACGCGGUUGAAGGCGAUUGCCUGCCUAGGGGAAUACAUCGCGACCGCUUCCAGUGCAGGAGAUGUGUCAUUGUGGCAUCUAAAUGGUGUUGACUUCACUCAAGUCUGCACCCAACAGAUCGGCUGUCGUCCGAUUUGCCUGGCACUUAUCAACACGGGCAAGUCUAUGGGCCAGGACUCCGCCGAAAAGGUUUCACCAAGCACGUUGGUAUGUGGAGUAGCAACAGAAGAGCCAGCAAUCCAGCCGGCACGCAGCAUCGCCGCGAAAGUAGUUAAGGAGCUUGCUUGGGUGAGCGUAGAAACCGAGGAUCCUGUUCAGUUGGCAGCCGCCAACAGGCUGAAAAAUCGAUUGUUGAAAAAACGGAAGCUUGCCGGGUCGAAGGACAAAAAAAGUAAUGGAUCCGAGAAGCGUGUCAAAUCGAGUGGAUUUAUCGAAGAACCAAUCGAAGAGCCAUUGGCACCUAGUAAGUCGUGCUGAGUGUGCCUUUGAAGCGAGCACAGAACAUGUUGAAAUACAUUCUGAAUAUCUCAAUCUAGAA